Rhizophagus irregularis DAOM 181602=DAOM 197198 is the source of this 318-nucleotide messenger RNA. The record is from RefSeq and is a predicted model, not a curated record. Lineage: Eukaryota; Fungi; Glomeromycota; Glomeromycetes; Glomerales; Glomeraceae.
AAAUGAUUUAAAGAUAACUCUAAAAAUUGGACUAGUGGAAAUAAAGAUAUUGAUGAAUUUAUACGGAAAUCAUAACUUAAUGCUGUAUAUCAUAGAAAAUAUCUUGAAUGGAUACCUUUUGAAAAAUUUCAAAAUAUCACUUAUAUUGCAGAAGGUGGUUUUGGUAAGAUUUAUUCAGUUGAAUGGCCUGAAGAAUAUAUUUAUUUUUGGAAUAUUGAAAAUCAAAAUUGGUAUAGAUUCAAGGAUAAUAAAUAUGCAUUGAAAAGUUUAAAUAAUUCUUCUGAUAUAUGUUCAGAUUUUUAAAUGAGGUAAUUUAAA